Molecule: messenger RNA, 10469 nt
Organism: Struthio camelus australis
Lineage: Eukaryota; Metazoa; Chordata; Aves; Struthioniformes; Struthionidae
Source: RefSeq, a predicted model, not a curated record
AUGGCUAGGGUCACUAGGCCUUGCAGCCAUCUAAAAGUGUGCAUAUCUUUUGCAGAUAAUGACUGGUAUCUCUGCCAUGUGACACUCCUUGCCCCAGAAGAGGAGCUUCUAUCCUGGGGCAUGUAUCCAUACCCUUAUCUGGCACGUGUUGAUCCGGAGGCCCGAAAAGGCACCGUGGUCUACCAGCUUGUUGCAUAUUACGAUAAAAAUGAAACCACCGGUGCUGGGAUAACUUACACGCUCACUGCGGGUGGUGAAGAGCGAUUUCAAGUGGAUGUGGAUACAGGUAUCAUCAUGACAACUGGCUUGCCUUUGACCUGGAACAAGGAAUAUGUGCUUACUGUGCAAGCCAUGGAUGAAUACAGCAACAAAAGCCCCUAUGCCUCCAUUUCCAUCCUGGCAGGCACCCGGCCUCCGCAGUUCACUAACAUGUCCUACAGCGUGUUUGUCCCUGAAAGUACUCCAGCAGGAGAAAAAGUAGCAGUUGUUGAGGCUGUUUCUUUCCAGAGCCAGCCUCUUUCAUACGCUCUGCUGAUGAACCCCAGCGGGCUGUUCAGGGUGAGGCAGGAGAGCGGAGAGCUCAGCUUGACCCAUCCUGUGGACUAUGAGAGUGAGCACCACCUCUAUCACCUCUUACUGAAAGCAGUGGAAGCUGAGAGCGCUCUUAGCAGUGUGACUGAGGUCCUGGUCCAUAUCACUGAUGAAAACGACUGUUCUCCUGAAUUCCAGCACUCCAUUUACAGCAGAGACAACAUUCCUGAAACCAUUCCUGUGGGCACUUCUCUCCUGCAAGUUCUUGCAACAGACUGUGACUCUGGUUCCAACGCGGAGAUCACUUACUUCAUUCAGAGCGCUGAUUUUUCCAUCACACGUCAUGGGGUCAUCAAUUCUAACCAGAGGCUGAACUUUGAGCGAGCGAACCACAUGUAUGAGUUUGUGGUGAUAGCUGUCGAUAAAGGACUUCCCCCUCGGACAGGAACAGCGUCUGUGCGAAUUCGAAUGGCCAACGUGAAUGACGAGGCUCCUGUGUUCUCCCAGUCCAUUUACAGAACUUUCCUUUCGGAAGAUGCUGGUCCCAGUACCUUAGUGGCUACUGUUAGAGCAAAGGACCCUGAUGGAGAUGGGGUGUUAUACCUAAUUAUGGGAGGUAAUGAGGAGGGCAACUUUGAAUUGGAUAGUCAGAAAGGUAUCAUUAAACUCCGCAGAAACCCACUGCCUAAUCUGAAAGGCCCACAAUACAUACUGAAUAUUACCGCAAUAGAUGACAAUGCCUCUGGAGGACCCACUCCUCUCAGCAGUUUUGCUGAAGUUAUUGUAGGAGUUAAUGAUAUUAAUAACAAUAAGCCUAUCUUCAGAGAGUGCACUUACUACAGUGACAGUACCUGGGUUCUGGAGAAUCAGCCUCCAGGCACACGCGUGCUACAGGUAGAAGCCUGUGAUGCAGACCUCGGCCUGAACGGAGAGGUGAAGUAUGGGCUCAUGCAUCGAGAUGGAGCUUCCCUGGGCUUCACCAUUGAUCCAGACACAGGAGUCAUCACAACCACGCAGAGUUUUGACCGGGAGAAGCAGAGAGAGUAUACGCUCUCUGUUACUGCUACAGACCAAGCCCAGGAACCGCUGAUUGGUGUGUGUCAGAUCACCAUCUUUAUUGCUGAUGUCAAUGACAACGAUCCCAAGUUUGAAAACAGUCGCUACCAAUAUUUCCUCCGUGAGGACACUCCAGUGGGGACAAGUUUCCUUCGUGUUGCUGCUCAUGAUGCUGACCAAGGUGUGAAUGCUGCCAUCACAUAUUCAAUGUUAGAGCACCAGCUGGAAUACUUCCAGAUCAAUCCCAACACGGGCUGGGUGUAUGUAAACUCUCAGAUCUCCCAGGCAACACGCAUUAGUCGCUAUAUUGUAGCAACAGAUGGAGGCAACAGAAGCAGCACUGUGGAGAUGACCGUAACUAUCACUAACGCACUCAGCCAGCCACCCCGCUGGGAGCAGAACAGAUACUGGGUAACGAUUCCCGAAAACACCAUUCGUGACACCAAGAUAGUGACUAUCAAAGCCACAUCUCCUCUUGGCGAUCCCAGGGUUACAUAUAAUCUGGAGGAGGGCCAAGUUCCAGAGACUAACAUGCCAGUUCGUUUCUAUCUGAAGCCAAACAGAGUUUUUAAGUCUUUCACUCUGAGAGUCCGGGCACAAAAUGUGGCAAUGACUCCUUUAGCUUCCUUUACUACUGUCUGUGUCAAUAUAACAGAUGUCAAUGAUAACGUUCCAUUUUUCGUGUCUUCUAACUACGAGGUGUCUGUGCCGGAAGGAGCUGCUGUUGGCACACCUGUGGUUCAUGUUUUAGCUACAGACUUGGAUUCUGGCCUACAUGGAGAGGUUCGCUAUUUAAUAUUGAAAGAUGCAAGUGAGGACUACCAGUUCUUCAUUAUGGAGCCCAAGACCGGAAUUAUUUCUACCCAUGCAUCUUUUGACAGAGAGAAAAGAGCUUCUUACUUGAUUGAAGUUCAGUCUCAGGACUCUUCAGAAUCUGCUAGACCUGGUGUUCAUGGGCAACCCAACACAGACACCGCCUAUGUAAGGAUUUUUGUCAGUGAUGUGAAUGACAAUGCUCCAGCGUUUCCGCAGUCGGUGUACGAGAUCAGCAUAGAUGAAGACAGGGAUGUUGGAAGUCCUGUUAUGACAGCAACAGCAAAUGAUGAAGAUGAGGGUGCAAAUGCCAAGGUAAGGUAUCAGAUCACAUCAGGAAAUGUGAAAGGAGUUUUCGAUGUGGAACCUGAGGUUGGCACUGUCUUCAUCGCUCAAUGUUUGGAUUACGAACAAGAACGACGUUACGAGCUCCGGCUUGUAGCUUCUGAUGGAAAAUGGGAGAACCACACUCUCAUCAUCAUCAAUGUCGUGAAUAAGAACGAUGAGGCGCCAGUCUUCACUCAGAAUGAAUACCAGGGCAGUGUCUUGGAGGAGCUUACAGAUCUGCCUGUACUUGUUGUAAAGGUUUCUGCAACAGACCCUGACCAAGAGGCUGAUCAAGACGCCAUUAACUACUCCUUGCAUGGACACGGAGCCAAUAGUGAAUUCAGCAUCAAUGAGAACACAGGCGAGAUCACUGCAAAUAAAAGGCUAGACCGUGAAAAGCGAUCAACGUGGCGCUUUCUUGUUCUUGCAACCGAUGAGAGUGGAGAAGGACUGACUGGCUUUGCAGAUGUGAUCAUAGAAGUGAGGGAUGCGAAUGACAACCCACCCCUUUUCCUCUGUGUGUCAGAUGAUUGUUUCAUGGGCCAUGUCCCUGAGGAUUCUCCAGCAGAUACCUCUGUCAUGGACAUGACAGCAGUGGACCUCGAUGACCCAAAGGCUAGUACAAACGCUAUCCUAACAUACAGAAUCGUUCAAAAUGUCCAAAAUGAAAUUAAUCUGAAUUUGUUCUCAAUUAACUCGGUUAGCGGCACCAUCUAUACCAUGCUUGGAUCUCUAGACAGGGAGAAGGAAGACAAGUACCUAGUAGUAGUUGAGGCCAGAGAUGGAGGAGGUCUCACUGGGACAGGCACGGCCACUAUUUUGGUAUCUGAUGUAAAUGACCAUGCUCCAGUCUUCCUGCAAAGGAUGUACACGGCAUUUGUCUCUGAGAAUGCAAGUAUUAACACUGAGGUUGCCGUAGUAUCUGCUGUGGAUGAAGAUGAAGGAGAAAAUGCCAUGGUUACAUUCAGCAUCCUUGAUGGGGACAAUGACCGCAAGUUCUCCAUAGAGACAGAUAAAGUGAACAACUGUGGGCUUAUCCGGCUGCGAAAGCGGAUUGACUUCGAGAAGCCUCAUGAGAGGGUGUUCAAUUUGACUGUGAAAGCAGAAGACAUGGAUUUCUUCAGCAUUGCUCACUGUGUGGUCUAUGUGGAAGACUCCAAUGAUCAUGCUCCUGUUUUCUACCCCCAGUUCUAUGAGGUGGCUGCACUGGGGGAAGAUGUCCCAGUUGGCACCAAAGUUGUUCAGGUUUCUGCUGUUGACUUGGAUUCUGGCCUGAAUGGAAGGUUUUCUUUCCAUCUGCUAAGCAAAUCUGACCCAGGCGGCCAGUUCUCUGUGGCUAGCGAUGGCUGGGUGGUAGUUGCGGGACAGCUGGAUCAUGAGACAGUGACACAGUACCACCUUGUUGUUAUUGCCACUGAUAUGGGGCAGCCCCCUCUGACUGGCAGUGCCACUGUUUUAGUGACUCUGCAGGACGUAAACGACAAUGGGCCAGAAUUUGAGGCUCAUUAUAAUCCAGUGGUCUGGGAAAACACAGCUGCUCCACAGGUUGUCCAGAUGAACGAGAGCUCUACUUUGCUCUACGCUAAGGACCGAGACACUGCUGCUAAUGGAGCACCUUUCUCCUUUCACUUACUGAGCGAUUUUGACAGCGUGACUAACUUCAACUUGCAGGAUUUCCAUAACGGAAGUGCCUUGCUCACCGCACUGCGUACCUUUGACAGGGAAGUGCACAAGGUAUUCUACCUGCCCAUCCUGAUCACGGACAGUGGGAUGCCGCCCAUGAGCUCAACCAGCACGUUAACUGUGAAUAUCGGGGACCAAAAUGACCACCCACAUUCUCCUGGCUACAUGGAAUGUCUUAUUUACAGCUAUGAUGGUGUCGUACCCACGACUGUACUGGGCCAGGUUCGUGCCCCUGAUGAUGAUGACUGGGAUCACAAAAUCUACCAAUUUGAAGGAAAAACGUCAAGGUACUUUAUUCUUAAUGAUCAGUCAGGAUUGCUGACUAUUAAAGAAGGAACCCCACCAGGAACAUACAAUGUAAGAGUUAGAGUCAUUGAUGGUGUCUGGCCAGAUGUGGUCUCAACCGUGAAGGUUACAGUGAAGGAAGUCAAAGAUGAUGCCCUUUAUAAUGCUGGAUCUAUUCGAAUAAAAGAUAUCACUCCAGAGGAGUUCAUAUCCCAGUCCCUUGAGAAAGAGAGUAAAUACUACCAGAUGAAGAAGCUGCUUUCAGAAAUUGUAUCAGGGCAACUGGAAAAUGUUCACAUUUUCAGUGUAUUAAAUAGCCCAGGUCAAACCCGAGGGGUUGAUGUUUGGUUUGCAGUUUAUGGUCCACCCUAUUAUAAGGCAGAGAAACUUAAUGGCAAUGUAGCAGCAUCCAGAGCUCGGCUGGAAAACAUCUUGAAUAUAAAUAUCUCCCAGAUUGGCAUUGAUGAAUGUGUGACUGCAAACUGCACUCAUAGCACCGGCUGCAUCAGCAAGCAUGAGCAGAGUCAUGUGCCCGCAAUAACCACAGCUGGAAGCGUUUCACUGGUGUCAGUGACAGUGCUGAGUAGCGCCCUGUGCAGCUGUGCAGCUCGGGAGAGCCCUCGUCUCUCCUGCUCUUUGUACCGGACAAACCCUUGUCUCAAUGGUGGCACGUGUGUGGAUACUGACUUGGGCUACAGAUGCAAGUGUCCUGCAAAUUUCCAUGGACCAGAUUGCCAGCAGACAAAACGUAGCUUCAGAGGCCAUGGUUAUGCCUGGUUCCCUCCUCUUAAGCCUUGCUUUGAGAGCCGUAUCUCCUUAGAGUUUAUCACUGAAGUGGCUGAUGGCCUUCUGUUGUACCAGGGACCAGUAGCACGAGGGCAGCCUGGAGAGAUGGAAGAUUUCAUUGCCUUAGAGCUCUCCGGUGGUGUCCCGUCGCUGACUGUGAGCCACAGCUCUGGUGACCUUUUCCUGCAGCUGUCACAAAAAGUUAACGUUGCAGAUCGCCACUGGCAUAAUAUAAAAAUUAUAAAUGAUGGAAAGAAAGUGAAGCUGAUUCUUGACCACUGCAUAAACGUCUCAGUUAGAAACAGUGGCAGUAUCAAUAAGAAGAUCUCCCAAAUGGAUCUGUCUACCUGUGAAGCCUCUGAAGAGAUUGUGGGAACUCAGAGAAUGGGUAGGCUCUUCAGUGGUCACCAGCCCCUGCAGCUGGGUGGAGUUAAGAAGACUUUUCCUCACCACAAUUCUCAGAGGCACUUCCGAGGUUUUGUUGGCUGCGUACGCAAUGUCAUUGUUGAUAGUAAGGUCUAUGAUUUAGAGCACCCUGCAGAGUCCUUGAACAGCGCUCCUGGAUGUGUCCUGACAGAUGAAAUGUGUAAGAGCUCUGGGGUGGCCUCCUGUGGUGUCCAUGGCAAGUGUGUUGGUGGUUGGGAUUUCUUUCACUGUGACUGUUCCCCAGGAUAUGCUGGACCGGCAUGUGACAAAGCACUUCCAGAAUGGGCUUUUGGAAGGGACAGCUGGAUCCAUUAUGAGCCGAGAAGCAUUCUCACUGCCCAGAGCACUCACAUCCAACUGAUGGUGCGCACCCGGAUCUCCCACAGCACCCUCCUCAGCUUGGCCUCUGCAGAUGGGAAUGGAUACAUCCGACUGGAGGUGGUUGGGGGUUCCUUCAGUGUAAACUUCAGCUUGGGAGACAAAAAUUACUCUCUGAGGAUGAGCACCUUACGUAUAAACAAUGGCCAGUGGGUUCUGCUGACCAUGGAGCGCUACAACAACGAAUUUACCCUGCGUGUUAAUGACGGCGGAGGUGAUCAAGAAGUGACCUCUGUCUUGGGUAGAAACAGAUGGUUUGAAAUGGACAGAGUGAGCGUUGUGCUAGGAAACCGCUUUCCCAACCGUUCAGAGAGCGAUUUCCAAGGUUGUAUGCGUGAUGUCCAGCUGAACGGUCAGCCGCUUCUCGUGGAAGGCAAAAGCACAGAAUUUGGCUUAAUUCUAAGGCGACAAGGUAUCACGAUGGGAUGCCAUUCCACUGCCUGCAGCAGCCAGCCCUGUUACAGCCCUUUCUUUUGUGUAGACCUGUGGAGAAAAUACGAAUGCCGGUGUCCGGCUGGGAAAGUAGAAGUGAUUGAUAACCUUACAGGGCUCAGACAUUGUACCUCUUCACCUUGUGGACACUGGACCUGUAGGAAUGGGGGUACCUGUGUGGCCCAAUCCCAAGACAAGACUAUCUGCCAGUGCCCCGAUGGUUACAAGGGAAGAUGGUGUGAAAUGAGCCAAGUGAAGGCAGGAAGACCAAUUGGACUCAGCUCUGGCUCUAUUCUGGCAAUCAGCAUGUGUCUUCUCGUCUUCCUAGCUCUCUUGGUCUCCUACACAGUGUGGAGUCAGUGGGGAAGUUCAGGGUUUCGGAAGGGAGGAAUUUACCACAUUCCUGAAGAGCAUGAAAGCUGGGAGGAUGUUAGAGAAAAUGUCUUCAAUUAUAAUGAGGAAGGAGGAGGAGAACGUGACCAGAAUGCAUAUGAUAUAGAUGAACUGAAGAAACCUCUCCAAAACGUUUCCCACUUCUGCUUGAGGGCUGCUGCUCUGCACUGUAGGACAGCUGGUGGCCCAAAGAGAGACUCACUCCCAAAAUGCGCACAUCGAAAACAGUCAUCAGCAGCUGUUACCAGUGUUCCACAUUUCAAGGAAUACGUUUCUCAGCUCGUCUGGAACGCAGACAAUGAUCUACGGAGUCUUCCAGCUGACACUCUUCAUUAUUACUGCUUAGAAGGGCGAUGCUCUCUAGCAGGGAGCCUUAGUUCCCUAGACUCCGUUAGUGGUGAUGAAGAUCUAAAUUAUGAUUGCCUCCAAGAGUGGGGGCCAAAGUUUGACAAGCUCAGAGAACUCUAUGAGCUCUCAAAUGAACGUCUGUGACCAGAGCUAAAGGAACUCUCAAAACAUAGCCAUGACAUACGGAGACUUCUUCUAAAAAUAUGAGGUUUUUUAUAUUUAAGCUAAAUCAAUUAAGUUAUUUGAUGCAAACUUUUAGUAACAAUAGUAUGAAAUACUCAGUUUUCCCAGAAGUAACAAACUGAACAGUCUCUUUAUAUGCACUGUAUAAAUAGAUAUUCAAAGAUAGAAGCGCAAAGGCUUUUAAUGUAUGAGUUCUCUUGGAAACUUUGAAAUGUAGGAUUUGUAUCAAAUAGCAUUGUAAUAUCCCUUUUUAUUUGUGUAGACCACAGUGAAUUACUAAACUGUCUUGGAUGCAAGAACUUGAAUUACUGUCUCCCUAGUAUAAAUAUGAUUCCUUAUCAUGUGGAUGGCAAUGAGUGGGGCAUUUUUAAAAUUGCAUUCAUUUUAGACUGUGAAGUCAACUAGGAAACACUUUAAAUUUAUGUUUCUCUUCUCAGCUUUUGUCUUCUAAUUCUAAUCUCUCCCGACAUUACACACGCUCGCUCACUCGCUUUUACAGGCUGCCCAACCCUGUGAGACUUUUUCUCUACAAUCUCUUUCUCUAAUUACCUGUGAAGAUGGGAAAACAGCAGAAAGAUCAAAUUAUCUUAGCUGUGAAUAGCGCUUUGCUGUUGUGACAGUUUUAAUCUUAGAAGUGGUGGUAAGACUUGGAAAAACAUUUCUAUUCAGUAAGGUUUUAUUUCUGACUUUCCAUUGCAUCUUCAACCGUUCUUCAAAGUCUAUAGUUGUAAAAGAAGAGCUGAUAGCAAGCUGAAGAGAAGUUAGGAGGAAUCCAGGCAAAAGUUGGAACUGAACUCUUUUCAGUCAGGGUAGUUAUUGUAAAAGUUGGAGUCCUCCACAUAUAAAGCGUGGGAAAUCUGCCAUAUUCCUCUUUGCUUCCUCCUACCCUUCCCCUCUCCCCCAAAAAUGUGCGUGGUUUGAGCAUGGGAUGGAAGGAGAGUCAGACUUCUGAAAUCUAAUGUUGACUUGAACACUCAUCUCUAUGGCCAUGGGUAAAUCACUUUAAGACGUUCUUCCUCAUUCUCUGUCCCUUGUCCUCUCCUUGUCCCCCUUAAAUCCCGGGAUAUUUCCCACUGCAGAGGGUGAUGUGUGAAUCUUAGUGCUUACAGAGUGCUUAAAAGCUCUUAGAUGCUAAGGUUUUUUAAAUUGUUUUCUCCUUAGUAGUUUUUAAUUACUAGUACACCAUGAUAUACUGCACAUUUGUUUUUUGUUGAACUCUUGACAGUUCCUUUGAUUUAUAAAUACUGUUUUAAAUUGAGGCCUUUCAUCACUAUUGACCAUUUUGCUUGGUGUGAGAAAUGGAAAUGUAUAUUAGUUUUGUACUUAGAAGGAAGAUUUUGAGAUACUGUUAGAACAAAUGUAGUUUGCACUGAAAAGAGCUUGAACAAAAACACUAUGUGAACUGAAUUUAAAAAUCUGUGUUCAUUUCAUAAAAUGACUUACAUAAACAACAUUAAAAUAGCAAUAUUUAUCAGAGAUUUGGACCAAAAGAGUGACUCGGACUUCUUUGUGCCAAAUGGGCAUUGAUUUGUUCUUAUGAAGUCAUAAAGAAUAAGUAUUGUAGCUAUCUAACAUAUUACUGCAUCUCACUUAAUGUACUUUUUCCCUGCUUUCUAAAGAAGUAUGAUCUUGUAAGAAAUUAUAAAAUCUGUUAUAUUCUGGGACAUUAUAUAUAUUCUGCUGCAAAUGAAAUCUACUGAGCAUCAGAGCAUCAGUAAGGUAACUGAGUGUUGAACUCUUAGAAGAUUUUCAUUAAAUGCAUAUACGUUUUUAGCACUCUUUAUUAAAUUGCCUCUUCUGAACUUGAUAUCAAGUGAGGCUUAGCAUAAUUAUCCUCUGGGUAAACUCUGUCUCUUCCAAAAGAGAGUAAUUGGUACAACGUGCUACCAGUGAUGCUUGAGACAGGCUAACUAUUGUCACCCAGAGGAUUAUUUUACAAUUCGUCUUCUGAAGCCUGCCAUUUUACAUAUGAAUGCAUAUUAAACAUUAACUUAGGAAAGCUGAAGGAGCAGUUGAUUUUUCCCUCACAUAGCUGAAGACACAAAGUAACCUGGCAGGACAGAAGCUAAGAAAUUGCAAUGUAGUCUGGACACUUAAUGGACUUCUGUCUUCAUGAUAGAUGAGAAAGAGGAAAGCCCUUCUGCCUCAUUAGGCCACGUACUGCAAAAUACAGAACAUUUCCACACAGCAGGUAACUAUCUAGUUAGAGAGUUGAAUAUAAUGGAUGUCUCCUUUUCGAUUAAAAAAGGGAAUUUUGUACCACAAGGGACAUUUAAAGCGUCAAGAGAUUGGAACAAAACAUAUAAUGGCGUUUACAAAGGUAUGAUUCUGUGUGCGCACGUGCGUAUGUGAGAAUGAUAUGACCGACCAUGUCAUUUACUUCUUUCCCCUUGCAGGAUCAUUGUGUACCACGAGUGCCUGUUAAGUGGCAACUGAGAAAGGGCCAUACCAGGCACUCGUUUGGGACAACAUGUCUCGCUCCACUUGCUGCAGAAGUUGUGGUUGGUCAGCGAAUGAGUAAGUCCUGUAGGAAAGGAAAAGCAGCCCUGUCACUUAAUGCAAUGACUGGGGCAAAAGAGAUUUGCAGUCUGUGUCUUCACUGAAAACUUGUUAUACAGCCUUUUACUCUUUUCUUGGUAAAGUAUUUGAGAAAUUCAACCAAAUGGCUGAAGUAGUUAAAACCUUCAGCUAUUCAUCCUGCUUCUAUCCCAGACAUUGUCAUGCUAGGAACAGGGAUACCCGAAAACCUUGGGUAUCGGGUCUUGGCUAUUUGCAGUUUAGAGCCUGGCAUAAACAGAUGUGGACUAUGUAAAUGGGGAUUAAGCAAG